UCGCACGUCGCCAUCUGGCGAACGAACCGAUAGUCAGUCCUGUCAAAAUGGCGCUUAAGGGACAAGUCGGUCAAAAGAUUAUGAACGAGGUGAUCAAGCAAAAGAAGAAGUCAACAGGUGGGGUAGAAUGGCGAAUCUUGGUAGUGGAUCAGCUUGCAAUGAGAAUGGUGUCCGCUUGCUGCAAGAUGCACGAUAUCAGCGCUCAGGGUAUCACCCUGGUGGAGGAUAUCAAUAAGAAGCGCGAACCUCUGCCAACGAUGGAAGCCAUUUACCUCAUUACGCCUUGUAAUUCGUCGGUGCAGAAAUUGAUCGAUGACUUCAGUAAUCCGACAAGAACAACUUACAAAGUCGCCCAUGUAUACUUUACAGAAGCAUGCCCUGACGAGUUGUUCAAAGAAUUGUGUCACUCGCUGGUAGCUAAGCACAUAAAGACACUAAAAGAGAUCAACAUCGCUUUCAUACCAUAUGAAGAACAGGUCUUCUCGUUGGACUCGCGUGAAACUUUCGCUUGCUUUUACAACCCCUCUUUCUUUAAUCUGAGGUCAGCCAAUAUGGAGCGUAUUGCUGAACAAAUUGCAACACUUUGCGCCACACUUGGAGAAUAUCCAUCAGUUAGAUAUCGCAGUGACUUCGACCGCAAUGUUGAACUCGCUCAAUUGGUGCAACAGAAACUAGAUGCAUACAAAGCUGAUGAACCAACAAUGGGAGAAGGACCUGAGAAAGCUCGUUCUCAAUUAUUGAUUUUAGAUAGAGGAUUUGAUUGCGUCUCACCUUUACUACAUGAACUUACACUGCAAGCUAUGGCAUAUGAUUUACUAGACAUUGAUAAUGAUGUCUACAGGUUUGAGGCAACAGCGGGUCAAGAAAAAGAAGUAUUGUUGGAUGAAAAUGAUGAUUUAUGGGUUGAACUCAGGCAUCAACAUAUUGCCGUAGUCUCUCAGAACGUCACUAAAAAUUUGAAAAAGUUUACAGAAUCAAAAAGAAUGCCGCAGGGCGAUAAGCAAAGUAUGCGAGACUUGUCGCAAAUGAUCAAAAAGAUGCCGCAAUAUCAAAAAGAAUUGAGCAAAUAUGCUACACACUUACAAUUAGCCGAAGAUUGCAUGAAGCGUUAUCAAGGAAAUGUAGAUAAACUUUGUAAAGUGGAGCAAGACUUAGCCAUGGGUACUGAUGCAGAAGGCGAACGUAUCAAAGAUCACAUGAGGAAUAUCACACCGAUUUUACUUGAUCAGACUGUAAAUCAUUUGGAUAAAUUACGCAUUAUAGCUUUAUAUGUCAUUAGCAAAAACGGCAUUACCGAUGAGAAUCUUAAUCGUUUAGUUCAUCACGCCCAAGUAUCUGUUGAUGAUAAACAGACUAUUGUCAAUAUGGCAAAUCUCGGCAUUAAUGUUGUUGUAGAUAGCAAUCGUAAAAAGUUAUAUACGGUACCACGCAAGGAAAGAAUCACAGAGCAAACUUACCAAAUGAGCCGUUGGACGCCAAUCAUCAAGGACGUUAUGGAGGAUUCCAUUGAAGAUAAACUUGAUUCUAAACAUUUCCCGUUUCUUGCCGGCCGUGCAGCUAGUUCAGGAUAUCAUGCACCAACCAGCGCACGAUAUGGACACUGGCACAAAGACAAAGGUCAACAGACUAUCAAAAACGUUCCUCGUUUGAUUGUUUUUAUAGUUGGAGGAAUGUGCUUCUCUGAAAUACGAUGUGCGUAUGAAGUUACGAACGCAUUAAAAAAUUGGGAAGUCAUAAUCGGUUCAUCCCAUAUAAUUACACCAAAAUCAUUCCUGAAUGAUUUGAGUAAACUACACGUCUAAAUGAUUGAUAUUUAACAAAAAGAGAUAACAUUCCUGAAUUCUUAAUUUGCCAUUAGCUUCAAUUCCAUCAGUAAUACCAUUUAUGAAGCCAUGAAUGAUCUCGAGAUAUAAAAUUAGGUUAUUUAACUAAAUAACGAACACAGAGUCAAUUCUCUUUAAGCGAAAGCAUUUCGGGCAGAAAUUAAGCAAGUAUCUCGUUGUCAGUUGAAUAACAAUGAAAGUAUUCGUGUAUUAAUAAGAGCACGAAGAAUCUUCGAUCAGACCGAGUUAUCAAGUGCCUGCGCGAAUACAUAAUCAGAAAUCGUAUGAAACAUUUUGGCAAUAUUGAUAUAAAUCGCACGAAGCUGUCUAAUCGAGCCUUUCAAUGGUAUCGUAAUCGAGUCUAGCAAAGCUCUAGAAAUGUAUUAUCAUUAUUCUUUAUCAGGAAUAAAAAGGAAUUUAUGAAGCUGUAUUUUCACAGAAAAGGAUCGUGAUAUUCCUAUACAUUUCUUGUUAUUAGUAUUUUGUUUUUUUUUCCUCGUUUAAAUUUAUCAUAACUCAUUUAAAUUGACAUUAUGUGGAAAUUGUUUUUGUUCUCAAGCAUACUUUUACUUCUUCUAAAAAAUUCUAUUAUAAUAGAGAGACAUUAAAUCUAUAAAUGUCAUGACACAUUUGACUUAAUUCUCUUUAAAUGUAUUAUCGAUGUAACAAUGAUAUAAAGUUAUUUAUUCGAUAUUAUUAUUUCUUAAAUCUCUAAUUAAUGGUAUUGAAUGUAAAAUAAAAUCGCUAUAUAUACAGACACUCGCUAGAUGUAUACAGCCUGACACUUAUUCUUCCUUUGUUAACUUAUUUAUCUGUACUUUCAUCGGUUUAUGCACUCUUAUACACUCUUCAGUUUAUCAAUUGCCAAUUCAGAUGCUAUAUUUAAUGUAAUUUAUAAAUAUAUAAUAUUCAACGAUAUAUGAAAAAAUGUUCAGCUCUCUCUUUGACAAAUUCGAUUAGUAUUGCUUUUGUUGAAUAUAGUACAACAAUUAUAAUGUACUAGUAUUUAUCGCAAUCGUUGUUCUCGCAACAGUUGUGAUAAAGAAACGCUUUCCAAUCAGAAACUUGCGUUUGUCAAUGAAUAAUACUGGUAAUAAUUAUUAAUGUAAUGUCGAUAAAUGUUGCGAUCUACUAACGGAGAGAUUAUUAUAAAGUUAAACGAUAUUUAUAAAGUAUAUCCUGUUAUAAUAUAUGUAUGUAUGUAGAUUAUAGAUUGAGCAAUGUUCUACUUAUAAAGGCCUAUGAUGCGCUCUACUCUUGAGUCUCUUUUUAAUUAUUACUAUGCCACAUCUAUGCCAAUUGAACACAGAAUUAUAAGAGAAUAUGAUAGAAAAUAAAUAUGAUAGAAAAAAA
Messenger RNA from Acromyrmex echinatior (Panamanian leafcutter ant), 3176 nucleotides. It is a transcript of the gene Rop, whose product is annotated as Syntaxin-binding protein Rop. Gene Ontology annotation, biological process: vesicle-mediated transport. The record is from RefSeq and is a predicted model, not a curated record. Lineage: Eukaryota; Metazoa; Arthropoda; Insecta; Hymenoptera; Formicidae.